Molecule: messenger RNA, 1925 nt
Organism: Euleptes europaea (tarantolino)
Lineage: Eukaryota; Metazoa; Chordata; Lepidosauria; Squamata; Sphaerodactylidae
Gene: CS
Product: citrate synthase
Exons: 11
Coding region: 12-1421 (469 amino acids)
Biological process (GO): carbohydrate metabolic process; tricarboxylic acid cycle; citrate metabolic process
Cellular component (GO): mitochondrial matrix
Source: RefSeq, a predicted model, not a curated record
CGCUGCUCGCCAUGACCUUGCUGACAGCCAGCAGUAGGGCGGCCGCGCGCCUCCUGGGGGCCAAGAAUGCAUCAUGUAUCAUAUUUGCCGCUAGACAUGCUAGUGCCUCCACAAAUCUGAAAGAUGUUCUCACAAACAUGAUACCCAAGGAGCAAGCAAGACUUAAAAGCUUCAGGCAACAAUACGGCAGCUCGGUCAUUGGUCAAAUAACUGUGGAUAUGAUUUAUGGUGGCAUGAGAGGUAUGAAAGGGUUAAUAUAUGAAACUUCUGUGUUGGAUCCCGAUGAGGGUAUCCGUUUUCGUGGCUAUAGUAUUCCUGAGUGUCAGAAGCUGCUGCCCAAAACCCCUGGAGGUGCAGAGCCCCUGCCAGAAGGGUUAUUUUGGUUGCUGGUGACAGGAGAGAUCCCCUCCCAGGAACAGGUUAACUGGGUCUCCCGAGAGUGGGCCAAGAGAGCAGCUCUGCCUUCCCAUGUGGUCACCAUGCUGGACAACUUCCCCACCAACCUUCACCCCAUGUCCCAACUCAGCGCAGCUGUCACCGCCCUCAACAGUGAGAGUACCUUCGCCCGUGCCUAUUCCGAGGGAAUCAGCCGGACCAAGUACUGGGAGUUCAUCUAUGAGGAUUCCAUGGACUUGAUUGCCAAGCUGCCAUGUAUAGCUGCAAAGAUCUACCGUAACCUGUACCGAGAGGGCAGCAGCAUUGGUGCCAUAGACCCUGCCUUAGACUGGUCUCACAACUUCACCAACAUGCUGGGUUACAGUGACCCAGAGUUCAUUGAACUCAUGCGGCUCUACCUCACCAUUCACAGUGACCACGAAGGUGGGAAUGUUAGUGCUCACACCAGCCAUUUAGUGGGCAGUGCUCUUUCAGACCCUUACUUAGCUUUUGCUGCGGCCAUGAACGGUCUGGCGGGGCCACUCCAUGGUCUUGCAAAUCAGGAAGUGCUGGUAUGGCUGACAAACUUGCAAAAGGAGCUGGGCGAGGAUGUGUCGGAUGAGAAGCUGAGAGAUUUCAUCUGGAAUACCUUGAACUCUGGCAGGGUGGUUCCCGGCUACGGCCAUGCAGUGCUAAGGAAGACUGACCCUCGCUACACCUGCCAGAGGGAAUUUGCCCUCAAGCACCUUCCCAAAGAUCCCCUCUUCAAGUUGGUGGCUCAGCUGUACAAGAUUGUCCCUAAUGUGCUGCUGGAACAGGGCAAAGCCAAAAAUCCUUGGCCCAAUGUGGAUGCACACAGUGGAGUACUGUUACAGUACUAUGGCAUGAAGGAGAUGAACUACUACACGGUGCUGUUUGGCGUCUCUCGAGCCCUUGGUGUUCUGUCUCAGCUCAUCUGGAGCCGGGCACUUGGCUUCCCCUUGGAGAGACCCAAAUCUAUGAGCACGGAUGGGCUGAUGGUGCUUGUGGGUGCCAAGUCUGGUUAAAGCCAGGGAUGUGGCAGGGGGUAGCUAUUGAGGGAAUGGUUGAGACGAUACAAAUUAUUGGUUUUGUUCAAAAGGGCCUUGAUCUUUCCUUUUGAGGCACUGACCAUCACAUUUUCAGGUUAUUUAUGGGAUAAUGCAGCUGAAACUAGAAACGUAUCUCCCCCCGCCCCCCAUUACUUUUUAAUACCACCUAAAGUUAGUUUAGACUCUUAAGUGCAGGGCCCAGGGCAGCUCUUCCCAACUUGAGUUGAUACCCCAGGCUAAAGAUUGGGUUGCUUUCUAGCUCUGGUGUUACUACUUCAUUGCUGUGUUGCUGGCCAGGAACAGAGGAUACCUAUCCAUUUAACAAUCAUGUUGUAUCACAUGCUGCUUUUAUAUCGGCUGUAUCACCGUUUCCCCUCCAUGCAGAGAAGAGCUUCUGCAUUCUGAACAAUGUCCUCUUUUUCUAAGCCAGCUUGGAGCACUGUGAGGAGGGGAGGGAGGUUCUUGCCCCCCACAUGCUCA